Oryctolagus cuniculus (rabbit) is the source of this 7886-nucleotide messenger RNA. The record is from RefSeq and is a predicted model, not a curated record. Lineage: Eukaryota; Metazoa; Chordata; Mammalia; Lagomorpha; Leporidae.
AUAAAAUUGGUGGUUAUGAGGAUAGGGAAAUUGAUUAUUUUAAAAUACAUUAAUGCAUAAUUCAUGCAUUGUGGUUCAUUGAUUAAGAGAAUAAGUGACCAUAUGGAAAAUACUAAGAUGCAGACAGGUUUAAAAUGUUGACCAGAAUGUUUUCAGCACACUAAUUCACUUCAGGUGGGAGAGACCACAUUACUUUUAUCUGCCCUGUCCUGGGCCACCUUUUCUUCAUCCAGGGUCACGUGUUUAAUUGUUCAUCACAACCGCACCUGGUGACCAGUGCUUUUUCACAGCUGCCAAAGACUUAGAGACUUAGGAGCAUUUUGCAUUUCCAUGGUGAUGUGCACAAACAACAAAAAAAUGUGCUUCCCUGCAUGUGCGAUUAGCACAGCCACCACAGAGUCUGCAUGGACAUUUCCAAAAGUUUGCUUUGUGCCGCCCAUGGUGGCUUCAUUAGGGGCAACAACAGGGACGCCCAAUUAAACUGACGUUAGUCCCGAAGAGAACUUCAUCUGUGAAGGACUUGCCUUUCCUGUCUGACUGCUGGGGAGGAAAGAAAGCUACACUUACGGUUAUUCACCGGAUAAAUAUUUCAGAGCCAUGUAUGAAUAAUUAGUGCAGACGCAGUGCCAUUUCAACAUCAUGAGUGAAGUAAAGGAAAAAAGAAAAUUCAUUUUAAGUUCCGAGUCUUUUUGCACUACAGAGCUGGAGUCCUCUAUGCACACAAUAGAUUAACUACCCUCGGUGCAUACUAUAUUUUGCCCAGCCCUUAAUAUUCUGAAGCUGGACUAAAGCAGUCGUUAUCCGCGGCGGUGCCUGGUGGUUUGCAAGCCCAGCACUACCCACCCAAGUGGCUGUGAUACCGGCUUUCAGCGAAGCCUUAUUACUCUUAAAAGAGCAAUUUGGUUGGUUGCACGGCUAUUAGGAUCACACAGGCAGGCUGAAAGCUGUCAGUAGAACUGCUUCUCAUCUCUUUCACACAAUUCUGACAUCUCUUCUCUUUUCGGCUGGACACAGACCUUCCUGUUUUUAUCAUUUUCAAUCAAGCUCACCCAGAACGCCGCGGAAUAUAUUCCCACUGAAAGCAAAGUGGAGAACAGAAUUAUCUGUGAGCUCUUGGAGGGGAAGCAGUGCCGACUGCGUUCUGAGAAGGAGCUGGAUCGGAGAGAAAUGUAGCUUGGCUCAGGGCUACAUCAGGGAGCUGCUACUUCAGCUGUUAAAGAUGGCAAAGCAACACCUACCUCAGGUUGUUCAAUGAUUCCUGCUAUUUUCAUAACCGGGAGGGAAGAGGAUGUGAGAAAUUUUUGUGACAUUAACUUGUGGAAAUGUUAUCAUCCGAGAAAGUGGGGAGAAUUACUACGCUUGAACUUCUCUGCGUUUUGUUGCUCUUCCUCUCUGGACCAACUCUCAGCAAGCUGACCAGGACCCCCUGGAAAGGCAAACCUUGGAAGGGGGGAUCUCGUCUUCGCCAGGAAGACUUUCCCCCACGGAUCGUGGAACACCCUUCAGAUGUCAUCGUCUCUAAGGGCGAGCCCACCACUCUGAACUGUAAGGCGGAGGGCCGACCAACACCCACCAUUGAGUGGUACAAGGAUGGGGAGCGCGUGGAGACAGACAAAGAUGAUCCCCGAUCCCAUAGGAUGCUUCUGCCCAGUGGAUCGUUAUUCUUCUUGCGCAUCGUGCAUGGACGCAGAAGUAAACCCGAUGAAGGAAGUUACGUGUGUGUUGCAAGGAACUAUCUCGGCGAAGCAGUGAGUCGAAAUGCAUCUCUGGAAGUGGCAUUGUUACGAGAUGACUUUCGGCAAAACCCCACAGAUGUUGUGGUGGCAGCUGGCGAGCCCGCAAUCCUGGAGUGCCAGCCUCCCCGGGGACACCCAGAACCUACCAUCUACUGGAAAAAGGACAAAAUUCGAAUCGAUGACAAGGAAGAGAGAAUAAGUAUUCGAGGUGGAAAACUGAUGAUCUCCAAUACCAGAAAAAGUGACGCAGGAAUGUACACCUGUGUGGGCACCAAUAUGGUGGGAGAAAGAGACAGUGACCCAGCAGAGCUGACUGUCUUUGAACGACCCACGUUCCUCAGGAGGCCAAUUAAUCAGGUGGUGCUGGAGGAAGAAGCUGUAGAAUUUCGCUGUCAGGUCCAAGGAGAUCCUCAACCAACUGUGAGGUGGAAAAAGGAUGAUGCAGACUUGCCAAGAGGAAGGUAUGACAUCAGAGAUGAUUACACACUGAGAAUUAAAAAGGCCAUGAGUACAGAUGAAGGCACCUAUAUGUGUAUUGCGGAGAAUCGAGUGGGAAAGGUGGAGUCCUCUGCUACCCUCACAGUCCGAGCUCGCCCUGUUGCUCCUCCACAAUUUGUGGUUAGGCCAAGAGAUCAGAUUGUUGCUCAAGGUCGGACAGUGACAUUUCCCUGUGAAACUAAAGGAAACCCACAGCCAGCUGUUUUUUGGCAGAAAGAAGGAAGCCAGAACCUACUUUUCCCAAACCAACCCCAGCAGCCCAACAGUAGAUGUUCAGUGUCGCCAACUGGAGACCUCACCAUUACCAACAUUCAGCGUUCAGAUGCAGGUUACUACAUAUGCCAGGCCUUAACUGUGGCAGGAAGCAUUUUAGCAAAGGCACAACUGGAAGUUACUGAUGUUUUGACAGAUCGACCUCCACCCAUAAUUCUACAAGGCCCAGCCAAUCAGACACUAGCAGUAGAUGGUACAGCAUUACUGAAAUGUAAAGCCACUGGUGAUCCUCUUCCUGUAAUUAGCUGGUUAAAGGAGGGAUUCACUUUUCUGGGUAGAGAUCCAAGAGCGACCAUACAAGAGCAAGGAACACUGCAGAUUAAGAAUUUACGGAAUUCAGAUACUGGCACUUACACCUGUGUGGCUACAAGUUCAAGUGGAGAGACUUCCUGGAGUGCAGUGCUGGAUGUGACUGAAUCUGGAGCAACAAUCAGUAAAAAUUAUGAUUUGAAUGACCUGCCAGGGCCACCAUCCAAACCACAGGUCACUGAUGUUACUAAGAACAGUGUCACCUUAUCCUGGCAACCAGGUACCCCUGGAACCCUUCCAGCAAGUGCAUAUAUCAUUGAGGCUUUCAGCCAAUCCGUGAGCAACAGCUGGCAGACAGUGGCCAACCACGUAAAGACCACCCUCUAUACUGUGAGAGGACUGCGCCCUAAUACAAUCUACUUGUUCAUGGUCAGAGCAAUCAACCCCCAAGGUCUCAGUGACCCAAGUCCUAUGUCAGAUCCUGUCCGCACCCAAGACAUCAGUCCUCCAGCACAAGGAGUAGAUCACAGGCAAGUCCAGAAAGAACUAGGAGAUGUCAUUGUUCGUCUUCAUACUCCAGUUGUGUUGACCCCAACCACUGUUCAAGUCACGUGGACGGUUGAUCGCCAGCCCCAGUUUAUUCAAGGCUACCGAGUGAUGUACCGUCAGACCUCAGGCCUGCAGGCUGCAUCUACAUGGCAGCAUCUAGAUGCCAAGGUCCCGACUGAGAGGAGCGCCGUCUUGGUCAACCUGAGAAAGGGAGUGACUUACGAAAUUAAAGUGCGGCCGUAUUUUAACGAGUUCCAAGGAAUGGAUAGUGAGUCUAAAUCAGCCCGCACAACCGAAGAAGCCCCCAGUGCCCCUCCACAGUCUGUCACUGUACUGACCGUCGGAAGCCAGAACAGCACAAGCAUUAGUGUUUCCUGGGAUCCUCCUCCUCCAGAUCACCAGAAUGGAAUCAUCCAAGAAUAUAAGAUUUGGUGUCUGGGAAAUGAAACACGAUUCCAUAUCAACAAAACUGUGGACGCAGCCAUUCGUUCUGUAAUAAUUGGUGGAUUAUUCCCAGGUAUUCAAUACAGAGUAGAGGUUGCAGCCAGUACCAGUGCAGGAGUUGGUGUAAAAAGCGAGCCACAGCCAAUCAUAAUUGGGGGACGUAAUGAAGUUGUUAUUACUGAAAAUAACAACAGCAUAACUGAGCAAAUCACUGAUGUUGUGAAGCAACCAGCCUUUAUAGCUGGGAUUGGUGGUGCCUGCUGGGUAAUUUUGAUGGGUUUUAGCAUCUGGUUGUAUUGGCGAAGAAAGAAGAGAAAGGGACUCAGUAAUUAUGCUGUUACAUUUCAAAGAGGAGAUGGAGGACUAAUGAGCAAUGGAAGCCGUCCAGGUCUUCUAAAUGCUGGUGAUCCCAGUUAUCCGUGGCUUGCUGAUUCAUGGCCGGCCACAAGCUUGCCAGUAAACAACAGCAACAGUGGCGCAAACGAAAUUGGGAAUUUUGGCCGUGGAGAUGUGCUGCCACCAGUUCCAGGCCAAGGGGAUAAAACAGCAACAAUGCUCUCAGAUGGAGCCAUUUAUAGCAGCAUUGACUUCACGACCAAAACCACUUACAACAGUUCCAGCCAAAUAACACAGGCUACCCCAUAUGCCACAACACAGAUCUUGCAUUCUAACAGCAUACAUGAACUGGCUGUUGAUCUGCCUGAUCCACAAUGGAAAAGCUCCAUUCAGCAAAAAACAGAUCUGAUGGGAUUUGGUUAUUCUCUGCCUGAUCAGAACAAAGGUAACAAUGCCUUACUUUACAUCCCUGACUACCGAUUGGCUGAGGGAUUGUCUAAUAGAAUGCCACACAACCAGUCACAGGAUUUCAGCACCACCAGCUCUCACAACAGCUCAGAAAGGAGUGGCAGUCUCUCAGGUGGAAAAGGUGGGAAAAAGAAGAAAAAUAAAAACUCUUCUAAACCACAGAAAAACAAUGGAUCUGCCUGGGCCAAUGUGCCUCUACCUCCUCCCCCAGUUCAGCCCCUUCCUGGCACAGAACUAGAACACUAUGCGGUAGAACAGCAAGAAAAUGGCUAUGACAGCGAUAGCUGGUGCCCACCAUUACCAGUGCAAACAUACUUGCACCAGGGUAUGGAAGAUGAACUGGAAGAAGAUGAUGACCGAGUCCCAACCCCUCCUGUCCGAGGUGUGGCCUCCUCUCCUGCCAUCUCCUUUGGACAGCAGUCUACUGCAACACUCACUCCAUCCCCGCGGGAGGAGAUGCAGCCCAUGCUGCAGGCUCACCUGGACGAGUUGACGAGGGCCUAUCAGUUUGACCUAGCAAAGCAAACAUGGCACAUUCAAAGCAAUAAUCAACCGCCACAGCCACCAGUACCACCAUUAGGUUAUGUGUCUGGAGCCUUGAUUUCGGACUUGGAAACAGAUGUUGCAGAUGAUGAUGCUGACGAUGAAGAGGAAGCUUUGGAAACCCCCAGGCCCCUGAGAGCACUAGACCAGACACCGGGAUCCAGUAUGGACAAUCUAGACAGCUCUCUGGCAGAAUAGAGAAACAAAGCAUCAGGAAAUCCUCAUGAAUAAAUGGAUUUCUAUAGUCCUGGCAAGAAUGGUUCAAAAUGAAGAGAAAGAUCAAAGACAUAAAGGCAGGGAAGUAAUUAAUUUGUUUAAGGUAUAGCGAAUGUGUGUGUGGAAAUCCUCAAGUGAAGGAUACACUGUCGCACAGAGUGUAUUUUUGGGGAAAGUUGGGCUAAUUCUCUGGUAGGUGGUCCCAAAGGAUGGCAUUUCUUUAGGGAAGAAAUCACACCCAAAAUAUUAAUUGCCACCUAAUGUAAAUUUAUUGUCUUAACUUGAAUAAGACAUAGCUAAAUAUAAUUAUCCAAAUGUAUCAAAGCAUAGUCAAGAUACACAUCAUGUAUAUUUUAUUAUAUAAACUAUAUUUCAUUAUAUAGUAAAAUUAUAUACUAGUAUAUUAUUGUUUUCUUCCCCAUUUUGGAUGCUUAUGUCACUGCUUCUAUCAUUGUCCAAGGAAUCAAUGAGUUGACUAACAUUAUAUUCUUUGUUUAAUAUUUUUCUGGGAGUUUUUAUGAGGACAGUCUUCCUGUAACUAAAAUAAGGUCCUUUCUAGGAAGUUAUACAUCAAAUAGAAUCACACGUGGAGUUUACAGUGAAUAAGGAAAAUAUUUCAGACACUUAAUCCAAUAUGUAUUUUAUUGAUUGGAUUUCUACUGUAUAAUGUCUUUGUAUAAGAAAUACGAAACUGAAUGAAAGCUUAUCUCCUAGUAUACGGAAUUCUGUGUGUUGAAGAGGAAAUAUAUAAAUGCAAGGAAGUGUAAUACAAGGAAAGAAAAACUAAUGUGCUACUGUAUUUACAGUGUUUAGAAGGAAAAGGAGGGACAGAGAUUGAUUUCUCCCAAGACGAAGUUGAAGGCAGGGUAGAAUUAAGAUGAUACAGGAGAUUGUAUUUCUUUUAGAAUUUAGUGAUCGGGGGUUUCUACUAAAGUUGGUAGCGAUACAAGUAUAUCCAAGGAGUGUGAGGGGAUGUUGUGUAGGUGAGAUCAGGAGAUGGCACUAGCUGUAGGUGGCACUGCAGCUGCAGAGGUAGACUGGGCUGGAUGCUUAAGGGUCCCAGACACCUAACUGGGGGUUUGGACAGUGUCUUGGCAAACUAGGGAAGGCCUUAAAUGGUGGAACAACCGUGUAUGAUACAUGCUUCUGAAUGGUAAUUCAGCAAACUAAGGGGAAGACAGAAGGAUAGAGAGGGAAGUCAGCUAGGAGUUUAGGAGUGAAUUGGACAUUAGGAAGAGAAAGGUGCUUGUUUGGAGAGUUAAGAGCAGACAUUUAGAAAAGCAGAAAAGAGCUCAUGGAAGGGAUUAAAGCUGAGCUUUUCAGUGUUUCCAAACUAUCCUCAGUUCUAGAGUUUCAUAUUCUUUUACGACCCCUCACUGAAUCACUUUGAUUUUUUUCUUAUCUACCAUAGUUUUAUAUUGCAAGGCCUACUGCAUCAUUUCUUCUUUCAUUUGGGGCUGUUGGGCCUUGACUUGUGAUUAUGAACCCAGAAACGAUUCUCUCAGAGGCGGCUCAGUUGCUGGUGUUAUCUCAGCUUCCUUGCAGUGGUCUGUGUCAAGGGAAUUUAUUUGGAGAGUAAAAAGUGUAUCUUUAUACUUCUGGCAAGUAGAAUCAGGAUUCGAUCUUUCUCUGCUACACUUAACACCCUUUUAACUUCUCGGAUCAUUCUAACCCCUUCAGUUUCUGUUUUCUCUGUCUUGAAAGUGCAUGGAGCCAUGUUAUUGUAUCUUGGUCCCUUGUCUAAAAUUAGAAAGACUGCAUCAUGGCAACAGGCCUAACUAUACUGUUGUCUUAAAUAUUGAAGAAAAUAGAAAAAAAUCCAUAACAUUUGACUUACAUGUCUUUCAUGUAAAUACAUAUUUGCUUUACUUAGAAAUCUUAAAUUAGCUUUUUAUAAAUGUUUCUGCCUUUCUAAAAAAAAGUAGGGUAAGCAACAGUCAGUAGGGUCAUUGUGUCAUGAAUUGAUGGCACGCCAACCAAAGUAUUUUUAUUAUUUUUAUUACGUAGCUAAGUACAUAGUAUGUUCUUGUCUAAGCAAAAAUAUAAUCUUGCAAAUGACUUGCUAGAAAAUUAAGAAUAAAAAUUAUUUCUCCUAUCUUUACAGUUUGUAGCUCUUUACAUGUAAAGCUGUCAUUGCUUGCCUCUAUUAUGUUGCAUUUUGUGGAAAAAAUCAUAUUGAUGCUGGCGAUGUUCUUUAUAAAGUUUUUAAACAUAAAAUUGCACUUCUUAAAAUAAUUAAAAAGAAUGAUCAUUGAGAUUAAUACAACUUUCAUAAAAAUGUAAUUCUUGUGUUGUAAGUAUGUUUGAUUUUGUUGAUUUAUUUGCUUGCAAAUUUUUGUUGUUACUUUAUGAGCAACUUCUUUUAAAAUCUUGAAAUAUUCUAGCCCUUCUAUAAUAUACGCAUAUCUACAGUAUAUGGGUAUAUGGGUUUUCAUGGAGAUUAUUACUGAAAUCUGAGUUCAAGCAAAAUAUACUGUUUCUUCAUGUAAGUCCUAAAUCGAUUUAAAUGCAUAUAAUUUCUUUCAAUAAACGUGUUCUUUGAAUUAUAGGAAAUUAAAGUAUAUAAUAACAGUU